Molecule: messenger RNA, 2304 nt
Organism: Hevea brasiliensis (rubber tree)
Lineage: Eukaryota; Viridiplantae; Streptophyta; Magnoliopsida; Malpighiales; Euphorbiaceae
Product: probable galacturonosyltransferase 12
Exons: 6
Coding region: 406-2004 (532 amino acids)
Molecular function (GO): polygalacturonate 4-alpha-galacturonosyltransferase activity
Source: RefSeq, a predicted model, not a curated record
UCCCUCCUUCAAUGCUAAGCCAAAGCCCAAUCCCCAAAACCAAAAACACCCAUAUAUCCUCUUCUAGUUCUAAGUCUCAUGUCUCUUUCUCCUUAACAACCCUCUUCUCUUCUUCCUCUCUGCUAUAUUAAACACCAAUAAAAUUUUGAAUAUAUAAGAAAAACUACUAGCCCAUUUGCUAAGCAAGUUUAGGUAACUGAUAGCUACCUUAAACUCCAAUCAUAUCCUUCCUUUUACAACAUAUCUCCGCAUGGGUUCUUGCACUUUGAGUGUUUCCCUCAUGAAAUAAACUACCCAACCAUCCAUACCCUUCAACACACAAACAAAACUAUUCUCUGGUGAGGUUGCUAGCUGGCUUGGUUGUGUGGGUGUUGGCUGGUUCUGCUGCCGUCUGAAAUUAAUAAAAUGCAGCUUCAUAUAUCUCCAAGUCUGAGGCAUGUAACAGUUCUUCCAGGGAAAGGUGUUAGAGAAUUUAUCAAAGUGAAUGUUGGAGGUAAAAGGGUUUCCUAUCGAAUGCUCUUCUAUUCUCUUCUCUUCUUCACUUUUCUUCUUCGCUUUGUGUUCGUCUUGUCCACUAUCGACACCAUUGAUGGAGAAACCAAGUGCUCUACUCUUGGUUGCUUGGGGAAAAGACUAGGGCCAAGGAUAUUGGGAAGAAGGCUUGACUCAGUCCCAGAAGUUAUAUACCAAGUACUAAAAGAACCCCUUGGCCAAGAUGAUUUAAAAGGAAGAAAUGAUAUUCCCCAAACAUUGGAUGAGUUCAUGGCAGAAGUGAAGGACGCCAAAUUAGAUGCAAAAACUUUUGCCCUCAAGCUCAGGGAAAUGGUGACCCUGCUCGAACAAAGGACAAGAACAGCCAAAAUCCAAGAAUAUCUAUACCGGCAUGUAGCAUCAAGCAGCAUACCAAAACAGCUACACUGCCUUGCUCUAAGGUUAGCCAAUGAGCACUCUACCAAUGCAGCCGCCCGCCUUCAACUCCCAACGCCAGAACUUGUCCCUGCCCUCGUCGACAACUCAUACUUCCACUUUGUCCUCGCCUCAGACAACGUUCUUGCCGCCGCUGUUGUCGCCAAUUCGCUCGUCCAAAAUGCGUUACGGCCCCAAAAAUUUGUACUUCAUAUAAUAACCGAUAGGAAAACUUAUUCACCUAUGCAAGCUUGGUUCUCCUUGCACCCUUUCUCCCCUGCAAUAAUUGAGGUCAAGGCAUUGCAUCAUUUCGAUUGGUUUACAAAGGGUAAAGUUCCGGUUCUUGAAGCUAUGGAGAAAGAUCAAAGAGUAAGGUUACAGUUCAGAGGAGGCUCUUCAGCAAUUGUUGCAAAUAAUACUGAAAAGCCUGUUGUUAUCGCGGCUAAGCUUCAAGCACUUAGCCCCAAGUACAAUUCAGUGAUGAAUCACAUCCGAAUUCAUCUUCCAGAGUUGUUCCCAAGUCUGAACAAGGUGGUGUUUCUUGACGAUGAUAUAGUAGUGCAAACCGAUCUUUCGCCUCUUUGGGACGUUGACCUGAAUCGAAAGGUCAAUGGGGCUGUAGAAACCUGCAGAGGAGAAGAUAAAUUUGUCAUGUCAAAGCGAUUCAAGAGCUAUUUGAAUUUCUCUCAUCCUUUGAUAGCUAAUAAUUUCGAUCCCAAUGAGUGUGCUUGGGCGUACGGUAUGAACAUUUUCGAUUUAGAGGCUUGGAGGAAGACCAACAUAAGCCUCACAUACCAUUACUGGGUUGAACAGAACUUGAAAUCAGAUCUCAGCUUGUGGCAGCUAGGAACAUUACCACCAGGGCUAAUAGCAUUCCAUGGUCACGUCCACGUUAUUGAUCCUUUCUGGCAUAUGCUAGGUCUAGGAUACCAAGAUAAUACAAGUGUAGCUGAUGCUAAGAGUGCUGGCGUCAUCCAUUUCAAUGGCAGAGCAAAGCCAUGGCUAGAUAUUGCAUUCCCUCAGCUCCGGCCAUUGUGGGCUAAGUACAUCAACUUCUCUGAUAAGUUCAUCAAGGGCUGUCAUAUUAGGGCAUCUUAACAUGAACUUUGAGAGGAAAAUUAAUGUGGAAGACCACGUAAUGAUAAAAAUAUAUGUCUGUAUAUGAGGAAGGGAAAAAGCAAAAAAGAGAAAGGAGGGGAGAGUUCUUCACAAAUUCAAAGGCCUUCUUUACACAAUGUAAAAUAUCAGACAACCUCAGGCUUUUUUUUUUUUUUUUUGGUUCUCUUUUAUUCUUUUGGAACUCUUCCUCUACGGUUCAAGUCUGAAAACCUCCUGUUCUUUGCCUUUUUUAUUUGGUUAAAAGAGAACUAAUAAAUGAGCACAAAAAUUAGUUUUUCA